AUGGGGUGCUCCUAGCCCGGCCCAACACUGGAGCGGCUCCUGCUCAGAACGCCAGAAGCAGCUCGGGUCUCUCCAGCGCCCCUUGACCAUGGCUGCGGUACCCACGGCGUCUGCUUCCCUGCGCUCCCGGGGUCCCUGCCACAGCCGCAGCCGCUGCAGCCUCUGAGCCCCAGGGGCCACUGCUCGCCUGGAUUCCGCCCGCAGCCGCCGCUGCUGUGCAACUGAGGCUAACCUGCGGCCAGCCAGGAGGCUCCUGCAACCUUCGCUCGCGGCGAUGACAGCCACCCCAGAGCAGCCGGCUGUGUUCGGACAAUUUGAGAAUGCAAUUGUUGGUUUCCCGGUCCACCCGUCCUGCUUCGCUUGCCAUCACAGCACGCCUGUUGGAUCUCAGUGGAGAAGUCCCGCUGCUCUGGUUUUUCUACUCUCCGUAUAGACUCGCCUAACACCUACAUACAUAUUUUUCUUUAAAAAAAAAAAAACAUUAAAUAUAACUAACAGUGAAAAGAAAAAGGAGAGAAAGAAGGGAAACAUUACAGGGUUACUAUGCACUUGCGACUGAUUUCUUGUUUUUUUAUCAUUUUGAACUUUAUGGAAUACAUUGGCAGCCAAAACGCCUCCCGAGGAAGGCGCCAGCGAAGAAUGCAUCCUAACGUCAGUCAAGGCUGCCAAGGAGGCUGUGCAACGUGUUCAGAUUACAAUGGCUGUUUGUCAUGUAAGCCCAGACUGUUUUUUGUUCUGGAAAGGAUUGGCAUGAAGCAGAUAGGAGUGUGUCUCUCUUCGUGUCCAAGUGGAUAUUACGGAACUCGAUAUCCAGAUAUAAAUAAAUGUACAAAAUGCAAAGUUGACUGUGAUACCUGUUUCAACAAAAAUUUCUGCACAAAGUGUAAAAGUGGAUUUUACUUACACCUUGGAAAGUGCCUUGACAGCUGCCCAGAAGGGUUAGAAGCCAACAAUCAUACUAUGGAAUGUGUCAGUAUUGUACACUGUGAGGCCAGUGAAUGGAGUCCAUGGAGUCCAUGCAUGAAGAAAGGAAAAACGUGUGGCUUCAAAAGGGGGACUGAAACACGGGUCCGAGAUAUACUACAGCAUCCUUCAGCCAAGGGUAACCUGUGCCCCCCAACCAGCGAGACAAGAACUUGUAUAGUACAAAGAAAGAAGUGUUCAAAGGGAGAACGAGGAAAAAAGGGAAGAGAGAGAAAACGAAAAAAACUCAAUAAAGAAGAAAGAAAGGAAACAAGCUCCUCCUCUGACAGCAAGGGUUUGGAGUCCAGCAGUGAGACCCCAGACCAGCAGGAAAACAAAGAGAGGCAGCAGCAGCAGAAGAGAAGAGCCCGAGACAAGCAACAGAAAUCGGUAUCAGUCAGCACUGUACACUAGAGGGUCCUGCAAGGUUACUGUAGACUCAUGAUGCUGCUAUCUCAACCAGAUGUCCAGGACAGGUGUUCUAGCCAUUAGAACCACAAAUGGACAACACAUCAGUUACCACUCUGUCUAAACAACAUUCCUAAUAGUUGCUAUAGUCUUCAUACAAACAUAGUAAACAGCAAAGAGCCAAAUGUUCAAAGAAGGGAUACUUUCAGACGGUUAUCUUAUGUGCUUCUGUGUAUUUUUAAAAGAUGAGAAAAUUUGUACAUAAUUAUCAAUAAGCUAUAAGAUAUCCUCAAUGUAAUGACGACAGCUGGAGAAGAAUCAUCUUUUCUUUAUAAAAAAUAUACUUCGAAUAAUUGUCUUUAAGAAGCAAAAGGUAAUUCUACAACUUCAAAAAUGCAGUGUCCCUCAAAACCAAGAUUUGUUAGGGGAGAGAAUCAUGGCUCCAUGUACAGGGUGGAUUUGUCCCGGAGAACUAGUGAAUGCUCAGAAUUAGGGCCUGGCAUUUUGAAUCCUAGAGUUAAUCAUCACAGAAGCAAGUGGUUUAGGAUUACUUCUGUUGCCCUCCUCUGCAAGAAGUUGAACAUGCAUAAUAGAGUUAAAUAUAUUGUGUGGAGUUGGAAUAAGGCAAGCUGUGGAAGAAAUCAUAGAGCUGGAGACCAUCUUGUGCUUUCCAGAACCGUGAGGGGUUUUGUCACCUGGAACAGGGCUCCAAUCUAUAUUAGCACUGUGUGGUUGAUCUUCCACUACUCCUUGGUUUAUAUAAGUCUGUAAACAUGUACCUGUACCUUUCUUCCAAACGUAAAACCAUGCUUACUAGAAGAAAAUUCUAACUUUAUGGAAAACAAAAGUGUAAGAAGAAUGUGACAUGUUUGCAAAGUUGAGUGUUUUCUUUCUUAAAGGAGGGGAAAACUAUUUUAUUACCUGCCUAUGGGUCCACCUGGAACUAAAGGGAUACUACUUUCUAACAAGGUGUAUCUAGUAGGAGAGAAAGCCACCACAAUAAAUAUAUUUGUUAAUAGUUUUUAAAGCUUGGUUCACUUUGUUUUCAUGGGUAAGAUUUAGAGACUCACAAACUAGGAAAAAUUGAAAUGUGCUCGAUGGAAGAACCUGCAUCCUACAAAUUUAGAAGAUAGGAUUCUCAGUGUUUCUUCCAUAAAUCCAUCAUUAUCUGAGCCAA
Molecule: messenger RNA, 2548 nt
Organism: Mus caroli (Ryukyu mouse)
Lineage: Eukaryota; Metazoa; Chordata; Mammalia; Rodentia; Muridae
Gene: Rspo3
Product: R-spondin 3
Source: RefSeq, a predicted model, not a curated record